Messenger RNA from Lactuca saligna, 1428 nucleotides. The record is from the annotation of a GenBank genome assembly. NCBI's taxonomy places the organism in Eukaryota, Viridiplantae, Streptophyta, Magnoliopsida, Asterales, Asteraceae.
GAUAUGUUAAUUAGUCAUACUAUAUACAAUUAUUAUCACGCACAUGAGAAUUAUCGGUGGGGAGCUGGCCAUUUCCAGAUCUUCAUUUAUGCCUUUUUUGGUUUAUAAGUAUGUUUCCAAUAUCCAUAAUCGUAUUCAAAAUCUUGAGCGAUGAACACUCAAGACGAAGUAGGUGGCAACGCCGAUUCAAUGGUGGCAGGUCAGGCACAGAUAUUGCGCUACAUAUAUGGUGCUCUCGAUGGUAUGGCUAUAAGAUGUUGUGUUCAGCUUCGUAUCCCUGACAUAAUUCACAACCAUGGCCACCCUAUCACGUUGUCUGAAAUUGCCAAUGGUAUAGCCUCUCCAUGCAUAAACCUAGAUGGGCUUCGACGACUAAUGAGGUUCUUGGUUCAUCGAAAGAUUUUCCAUGAAAUGUCCCAACCAAAUGUCGGAGAUGAAGAGGGAGAAAAUGAAACUGUUUACUCCCUGAACCAUUGUUCCAAGUGGUUGUUACGUGAUGCUGAUGUGACAUUAGCACCGAUGGUCAUGAUGCGAACAGAUCCAUCUAUGGUUUUGCCUUUGCAUGUGUUGAGUCGGUCGAUCACAGAAGGUGGCACGGCGUUUAAGAUGAUCCAUGGUGAAGAAAUGUUUGAGUUUUCGUCGAGUAACUCGGAUUUCAAUAGGGUUUUUAACGAGGGUAUGGCAUGCACUGCUAAGAUCACAAUAAAUGCGAUCUUGGCCAGUUACAAAAAUGGAUUUCUUGGGACGAAAGGAAGCGUUGUAGAUGUUGGCGGUGGAACUGGGGUGGCGAUAUCUGAGAUUGUGAAGGCAUAUCCACAUCUGAAAGGGAUCAACUUUGAUUUGCCGCAUGUUAUUUCGAUGGCACCAAGAUAUGAUGGAGUUACACAUAUUGGUGGGGACAUGUUUGAGGCCAUUCCUCCUGCAGAAACGAUCUUCAUGAAGUGGAUUUUGCAUGAUUGGAGCGAUGAUGAUUGUAUUAAAAUCCUUAAGAAUUGUCGGAAAGCGAUACCCAAAGAAUCUGGAAAAAUGGUUAUCGCGGAGAUUGUUAAUCAUGCUACAGGAGAUGAUGUUUUUGUUGAUACACACCUAACAUAUGAUUUAGUGAUGUUUUCACAUUUUUCUGGUGGAAGAGAACGGAAUGAAAGCGAAUGGAAGAGAAUACUCAAUGAAGGAGGGUUUCAUCGUUACAAUAUUAUCAAGAUUCCGACCCUUCAAUCGAUCAUCGAGGCUUUCCCAGAAUGAAUUUGUAAAAAAGCAUUAGGUUUGGUGAUUCUUUUGAUGUGAAUCAUACCGAUUGAAAGAACUGAGAUUUGAAGAAUUAUACUAUAUCAUGAGUUUCGCGUACAAUAAUGGAAUAAAAUUAUGAGAAAGAAUUAGAACCUUAAAAAUUCAUGAGUUUGAUGUUCAACAAUGGAAUAAAGUUAUGAG